CAAACACUGAGCUCGUAUUUCCUCUCCGCCGACUGUCCCAGCAGUGCAAGAGCGGUGCGAUGCUUACUCUCCAACAUUAAGCUUCAUUUCUUCCCCCUUCUCUUCCCCCCCAAGCACCCUUAAAGCGAGGACACCUCCUCGUGUCUUUUAUACCUUUUUUUUCAUUUUUCUUUUUCUCGAACAAGCAGCUCCAGGUUUUUGGACAUGCCUAACAUCGUGCUUUUUAGCGGGAGCUCCCACCACGACCUGUCCCAGAAAGUAGCGGAUCGGCUGGGACUGGAGCUGGGGAAAGUGAUAACGAAGAAAUUCAGCAACCAGGAGACAUGUGUGGAAAUUGGGGAAAGUGUGCGUGGUGAAGAUGUGUACAUCAUUCAGAGCGGCUGUGGGGAAAUUAACGACAACCUAAUGGAACUGCUAAUCAUGAUAAACGCCUGCAAGAUCGCCUCGUCGUCCCGUGUCACUGCUGUCAUCCCCUGCUUCCCUUACGCCCGACAGGACAAGAAGGACAAGAGCCGAGCGCCCAUAUCAGCCAAACUGGUGGCUAACAUGUUGUCGGUGGCUGGUGCGGACCACAUCAUCACCAUGGACCUCCACGCGUCACAGAUCCAGGGCUUCUUCGACAUUGCUGUGGACAACCUGUAUGCUGAGCCCGCCGUCCUGCAGUGGAUCAAAGAACACAUUCCUGAGUGGAAGAACUGUAUCAUCGUGUCUCCAGAUGCAGGAGGAGCAAAACGCGUGACGUCCAUCGCGGACCGUCUGAAUGUGGACUUCGCUCUCAUCCACAAAGAGAGGAAGAAGGCCAACGAGGUGGACCGCAUGGUGCUGGUCGGUGACGUCAAGGACCGCGUGGCCAUCCUGGUGGACGACAUGGCUGACACCUGCGGCACCAUCUGCCACGCUGCUGACAAGCUAAUCGAUGCUGGAGCUGUGAAGGUCUACGCUAUCCUCACGCACGGCAUAUUCUCAGGUCCGGCCAUAUCUCGCAUCAACAGCGCCCCAUUUGAGGCUGUGGUGGUGACCAACACCAUCCCACAGGAGGAGAAGAUGAAGGCGUGCCCGAAAAUACAGGUCAUUGACAUCUCCAUGAUCCUGGCGGAGGCCAUCAGGAGAACCCACAAUGGCGAGUCCGUGUCCUACCUCUUCAGCCACGUACCCUUGUAGAGAACAGGAGCUCGUCAGGCCAUGGGGCCAACGCUUUCGGGCACACCUCCUCCAGUUGAGGCUGAAAACAAAAGAGGCCUGAUGGGUUUCAGCCAAAAGCCCAUGUGACUGUUUAAAGGUCACGCCCACACAUUGUCCUUUACAUCUCACCCAGCAGACAGAGUGAAAUAUCACUUCCUCCUCCAAAGACCAACUUUGUAUUUAUGAGCUUUUUUUUUUUUUUUUUUUUGCUUUUCCCCCUCUCUCUCUUUCAGUUUCAGUCUUGCUAACCUUGAGCCCAUCACUCAUUGGCCUCCACUUUAACCAAAGGGUCCAUUAUGUAACACCGUGUAUUAUUUUUACCUCACUUUAAAUUAAGCAUUCCACUGUGUCAUGGGGUCAGCGAUAUUUAUGGCCCAUUAUGCUUCACAAAGUAAUAAAACAUGAAAAUGUAUCCCCGUCCCCUGCUGUCACUGAAGUGUUUGCUUUGUAAGAGCCGCUGAAAGUAUUAUAGUUGUAGCCUAACUCUUUAACACUUUGAUUCUGGUAGUUUAAGCUUAGUGCCGUAUUCCUAGUGUAGUUUAAAAAGCUGCAUGGCGAGUGUAACUGUACCGACGUGACCGCGGGCACAUAGUCGAGUCAGAGAGCUGCGAACACUUUCUUUUAGUUCCUCGUUUCUUUUAGUGAGACUCGCCUGGUUCAAAUGCACGACAUUAGGGCAGCCUUCCUUCCUGAGAAUCACACUAAAAGGAGAUUUAACUAUGAAUACGAGGUGUACAGGAUGCUUACCCAAGAGGUCAUGAUGAGAAAUCGAGCAUAAAGCUUUGUUCUAGUGUAGAUUUCAGCCAUGAUUUGUUUUGUUUUUUUAAAGGUGAAUCACCUGUAAUGGGUCACAUUUGCCUGCAGGUGGAUUGAAAAGUUGGCAUAAAAAUGUGAUUUCUUCUCUUUUUAUAUAUAUAUCUCUGUGUAACACUUUGACAAUAAAGCUUUUGACAGUGGC
Oreochromis niloticus (Nile tilapia) is the source of this 2140-nucleotide messenger RNA. RefSeq names its product ribose-phosphate pyrophosphokinase 2. The record is from RefSeq and is a predicted model, not a curated record. The transcript has 7 exons. Gene Ontology annotation, molecular function: ribose phosphate diphosphokinase activity; ATP binding; magnesium ion binding. Gene Ontology annotation, biological process: purine nucleotide biosynthetic process; 5-phosphoribose 1-diphosphate biosynthetic process. Bases 205 to 1161 code for a protein of 318 amino acids. Gene Ontology annotation, cellular component: cytoplasm; ribose phosphate diphosphokinase complex. Lineage: Eukaryota; Metazoa; Chordata; Actinopteri; Cichliformes; Cichlidae.